This is a messenger RNA of Colletotrichum paranaense, 2775 nucleotides long. RefSeq names its product GAS2 domain-containing protein. NCBI's taxonomy places the organism in Eukaryota, Fungi, Ascomycota, Sordariomycetes, Glomerellales, Glomerellaceae. The transcript has a single exon. The coding region runs from base 1 to 2775 and encodes 924 amino acids. The record is from RefSeq and is a predicted model, not a curated record. Gene Ontology annotation, molecular function: microtubule binding.
AUGACCGAUCCUCCGCCACCCAUCACCCCGGGGCCGGGCCACCAGCUGCGCCCGGCCAGGCGCCAGUACCGCCACUCCGACGAGCACUCGCCCACCCGUGCCCGAACCAACGACGACCUCUUGAGCCGCCUUACACCACUGACCGCCGUCGAGAUGCUCCAAACACCAAACACUGAACUAAAACAAUGCCUCGACAACUCUACCGUCAACGAACAGGAAUUCGCCAUGCGCGCCGCCGUGGCCAGCCGCAAGAUUUACGAAUGGCUGGAGGAGCUUUCCGACUGGCCCUGGCCUUCCGCCAGCGGCUCGGCCGGUUUUGAGGUGCCAGAGGCAAAGCGGACGAAACUCGACGAGGAUGCCGACGAGUCGGUGUACCUCGGGAGCCUACCCGCCGAGAGCGUCGCCCAGUACGAGCAGCGCGUGGACGGCAUCUCUCACGACAUGGACGAGCUGCACAUUGAAGAAAUCAAGACCCACGUCAUGCACACCCACAUCAUUCCGCUUUCGAGACCCGGAACGCCGUUGUCUCCGACGCGGCCCAUUGGAGGCGGAUCACUUACGUACAACCGAAUGGACGACUUGACGGCUCUCCUCACGGCAAUCAUCGUCCAGGCACUGCCAAAUCUGUCCAAGCUCUGCCGACUGCUGAAAGUCUGGCACAUCCGCCUCUCUGUCCUCCGUCGCAUACCCGAUCUGCUGUCUGGCAUUGCAGAGGCAGAGUAUGCCCUCGAGUCGGCAUGGAACGUGCUGUCAUCUCCCGCGGGAACGCCAUCCGCCGAAGAGGGAGCCCAAGACACCCACUCCCAACUCAAACACGCCGUCACUGUUGUCAAGUCAGUGUUGGAGACGCAAAUCACAAAAUCCGGACGCAGCCUCGAUUUCAUGCUCGACAGUCUCGAGGGGCUGCAGGAUACACUGCCCGACGCCUGGCUUGACCGUAUGGAAGCCGUCGAGCGCAACUACGCCGACUGGGUGACCUCAGGCGAGCAGAGGAUUCGACAAGGGGACUGGGCUAGCGUGCGUCAACAGAAAGCGCUUCCACCGGUGAUCAGAGAAGAGGCCGAGGCGGAGCCCACGAAAUCCAUUGGCCUGCCUGUUGUGGACGACGAUGUCAUCACUCUGCCAGUGCCCAUCACCAUUAACCCACCCGAAGAGGACAGCCAGCCUGCCUCUGAUGAUGAGGCCACUCCGGAGCAGUCUGACGGUUCCGAGGACGACACAAUCGAGCUGUCUCCCUCGCAACUGCAAGCGCAGAAGAAGACGCAGCCAGUCGCCGGCCUUGACGGCUCCAGCGAGGCUACAAAACCCAAACGGACGCCACUGGGCGAAGUGCAAAACGAAGAAAACACCAAAAGAAAGGCGUCAGGCAAGGAAUCCGUCGUGUCGAAGCUUAGAGCAGUCUUUGAAAGCAACGCCAGGUCCAGCUCUGACGACGCGGACGAGAUUUUGCCCGAUGAUGAAGAGAUGCAGCUGCCACCGCUGAUCCGACCCGACCGACGCGGAAGUGACGCUUCGGACUCGUCUACAAUCAUCCAUGGCCACACGAGCCUGCUCGCAGAUGCCUCGAGCGACAUGCCCGAAGUGUCAGCAUCGCCUCCUCUGCCACGCCAGAAGCGUGCCGAGACCCUGGGCCGCAAGUCGGCUGCUGACCGCUUCAUGAGCAUGAGCCCUCCCAGCUCUCCCCCGUUCCGGCCGAGUUACAGAGAAGACAGCGUGAGUCCUAUGGUAAGGCCCCAAGACGAGGGUCUUCUGCCGGCCCUCCCUCUGGAGUCGUCAUUCAACGAAGACGACUUUGAUCACUCCUUUAUCAGCAUGGAAACGCCACGAGAGACUGGCAACAAGGAAGAUGACCACCUCCGAAAGCAAAUCAGCGACAUUCUAGAGUCUAUCCCCGCCAACAUCAAGCUGGCCAGAGCUACACCCAAGGUGGACUUGAACCCGCCGCCGCCCGAUCUGCCCACCCUGCCGGCCAAGAGGCUCAAGAAGCCAUCCCGGGAGACCAUGCGGAGGAGCGUCUCUGCCAUGUCGACGACAUCGCGGACAUCUUCGCGGGCGACGACGCCGUGGCUGACGCUUGCUCCCGCAUACGCCAAGAACCCCAGGCCCAGACGCCCUGGGAGCGGACAAGACGUCAGGGUCUACCACCUCUCGCGGUCCACCGGCGAAGCACCCAUCAAGCUCCUCAUCCGCUGCGUCGGCGAGCACGGCGAGCGUGUCAUGGUGCGUGUCGGGGGUGGAUGGGCCGACCUCGGCGAGUACCUCAAGGAGUACGCCUCGCAUCACGGCCGGCGCUCUGCCGGACCGGUAGAGAAGGCCGAGAUCAAGGUCCAGGACUUGCCGCGUGCGAGCAGCCGUGCCGCGAACUCGAGCCCGCCGAGUCGGCCAGCCUCCGCGCUGGAAAUGUCACCCAUGACGCCGCUCAACGUCAGAAAGUCUAGAAAGUCUUUUGGCGCCGGUGACUCAUCGGUGCCCCGGCUCCUCCCCAACACGCCUGCCGUCCCGCCGAUCCCGGACAAGUUCACGCCCACGCCGUCGUCGGAGGACUCCAACCGGUCCCGGUCGAGCUCUCACAUCAGCUGGGAAGAGGACGAGAGCUCGUUCCUUGGCCUGGCAGGACCCACUGGCCGCAAGGUCGAGAUGAGCGAGGAGAAUCGGGCGUGGGUGGAGAGCGUCAAGGAAAAGGUGCGUGCCGCUAGCGGCGAGACGCGCAAGAUUUCAGAGUUUGGCGAUAUGGGCAAGGUCGGCGGCACGAAGCGUGUGUUUCGGAAGGGCUAG